UAAGAAAAAAAAAACAAGUAUCCCCUUUUCACCUUGCAACUUUUCGAUAACAUCUAUCUAUUUAUUUAAUACCAAUAAUAAUAAUAUCUUCUUGUUUUUGCAAUAAGUUAAUUUUGGCCUGCAAUUUGAAGUUUAACAUGUGUAAUUAUUAAGUUAGGGGUUUUGAUAUAUGUAUUUUUAUAAAAAUUUGUGUAAUUUCUAUUGAUGAGAUGGGAAUUGAUAAAUAAAUGGCACUAGUAGUAAGUUGUGUGUUGAUGGAUGGUGGUCAAAGAAUAAGGUAUCCUGCUGUAGACACCUCUGAUGAGAUUACGCAAGACGACGAAACCCCUGCUGCUGCUGCUGUUAAUAAUAAGGUUUAUGUGGCCGUCGGGAAAGAUCUGAAAGAGAGCCAGUCUGUUCUGCGGUGGGCGAUGCAUAAACAUGGAGGAGAUAAACAGAUAUGUUUACUUCACGUUCACCAACCUGCACACAAGAUCCCCAUGAUGGGCACAAAAUUUAGAAUAAACCAACUUGAAGCGCAUCAAGUUGCGACUUACCAUGAAAGGGAGAGGCAAGACAUGCUGCAGCUUCUCGAAACAUACAAUCAGAUGUGUCAGAACUCAGGGGUGCAUCUGGAGGUGCAAUAUAUUGAGAUGGAUUCUAUUGAGAAAGGUAUUGUGGAAUUCAUACUUCAGUACAACGUCAGAAGGCUCGUAAUGGGAGCAGCUGCAGACAAGCAUUAUUCAAGGAGAAUGGUUGACCUGAAGUCAAAGAAAGCCAUCUAUGUGCGUUUUCAUGCACCUGCUUCCUGUCAUAUCCAAUUUGUUUGCAAAGGAAACAUCAUAUUCACUAGGCAAGGCAGGUUGGGUGGACCUGGUGUUUCAGUGUCAGCUCUGUCACUCUCACCAGAUACACAUUCUAAUUCUGGGCAAAGUUCAUCGAUUCCAAGAUCUCUUAGUGAAAGAGUAAAUACUAGAUUACAGCCCGAUAGUCCGCCUCAGAAUUACCGAAGAGUCACGUCUGACAAUUGUGGAACCAGAAGAACCUCAUUACCUAGUUUUAACGUUGAGUCAACUCCUCCUAUUAGACUAAAUCCUGAACUCAUCUCUAAUGAAUGGAGUGGGAUUUCACAUAGAAGCCCCUUAUCUGGUUCACGGAUAUCUACUGGUUCUAGUGAAAUGAUGGAUGGUCAAGGACCACUUUCAUAUGCUUUAAGUGAAGAUAGUGAAGUUGGAUCAGAUCACGGUGUAGUGCCUGAAAUCAAAGAGGACAUUCACCAUCUGUCACCUUCCAGUGUAAUAGAAAGAGGCAUGAAUGAUGAGCUUUAUGAUCAGCUUGCACAAGCCAUGGCAGAGGCAGACAAUUCAAAACGAGAUGCAUUUGAAGAGUCUAUCAGGCGCAGGAAAGCAGAAAAAGAUGCUAUUGAGGCCAAACGCAGGGUUAAAGUAUCUGAAAACUUGUAUUCUGAAGAAUAUAGACGGAGGCGGGAGAUUGAUGAAACAUUAGAGAAAACCAACGCAGAACAUGAAUAUGUUAAAGAGCAGCUAGAUGAAGUUGCAGAAGAACUCCGCAUGGCUCUUGAACAGAAAUCAUUUCUCGAAAGUCAAAUUGCAGAUUCUGACCGUACGGUGCAGGAGCUGGAACAAAAGAUGUUCUCUGCUGUUGGGUUGUUGCAGGAUUACAAAAAGGAACGUGAUGAGUUGCAGAUAGAGUGUGAUGAUGCGCUUAGAAUAGUAGAGGAAUUGAGAGAGAAACAAGCAGAGGAAGCCUCAAGCUCUAGGAUGUCUAAGUUCUAUGCUGAGUUCUCGUUCUCAGAAAUCAAAGAAGCCACUCACAACUUUGACCCAUUUUUCAAGAUUGGAGAAGGGGGUUAUGGAAGUAUAUACAGAUGUUUCCUUCGGCACACUGAAGUGGCCAUAAAGAUGUUGCACUCGCAUAGCCUUCAAGGGCCCUCAGAAUUUCAGCAGGAGGUCAAUGUUUUGAGCAAACUCAGGCACCCGAAUCUUGUAACCCUAAUAGGAGCCUGCCCAGAUGCUUGGAUAAUUGUUUAUGAGUAUCUUUCUGGUGGAAGUCUUGAAGAUCGACUCAACUGCAAAGACAAUACUCCCCCAUUAUCGUGGCAAAAUAGAAUCCGGAUAGCUGCUGAAUUAUGUUCUGUGCUUAUAUUUCUUCAUUCUUGUGGCAUCGUUCAUGGUGAUCUAAAACCUGCUAAUCUCCUCCUCGAUAAAAACUUGGUUAGCAAGUUAAGUGACUUCGGAAUCUGUCGUGUGCUCUCACAAAAUGAGUUUUCAAGCAAUAACACAUCACUAUGUUGCAGAACCGACCCUAAGGGUACAUUUGUAUACAUGGAUCCUGAAUUUCUUUCGACUGGAGAGCUUACUUCAAAGUCAGAUACGUACUCUUUUGGUAUUAUAUUGUUGAGGUUGUUGACGGGUAGGCCUGCUUUGGGGAUAACAAAGGAAGUCCAAUAUGCACUGAAUAAAGAAAAUCUGAAGAGUAUAUUGGAUCCUACAGCUGGAGAUUGGCCUUUUGUACAAGCACAACAAUUGGCUCUUUUAGCAAUGAAUUGUUGUGAUGUCGCUCGUAAAAACCGACCCGAUCUUGCAACCGAGGCAUGGAGGGUGCUUGAACCAAUGCGGGUUUCUUGUGGACUUUCUUCCUUUAGAUUCGGUUCAGAAGGACAGUGCCAGAUUCCACACUACUUUAUUUGUCCAAUCUUUCAGGAAAUCAUGCAAGAUCCGGUGGUUGCUGCUGAUGGAUUCACGUAUGAAGCAGAGGCUUUAAAAGGAUGGUUAGACAGCGGCCAUAAAACUUCACCCAUGACCAACCUUGAGCUAGCCACCUCCAACUUAGUCCCAAACCAUGCUCUUCGAUCUGCCAUUCAAGAGUGGCUCCAACAGCCUUGAACGAUAUUAGUUUAUCAUAAUAUUAUUAUUAUUAUGUAAAUGUGUGUAGUGAUGAAGUGGGUAUAUAAAAAUAUACUGCUUUUUGUUUGUAGGAUUAAUGUUUUGUUGUUCUCCUUUACUUUAGAAAAAUCACUGUGGUCAUGAA
Messenger RNA from Erigeron canadensis, 3030 nucleotides. RefSeq names its product U-box domain-containing protein 33-like. Gene Ontology annotation, biological process: protein phosphorylation; protein ubiquitination. The transcript is spliced from 9 exons. The record is from RefSeq and is a predicted model, not a curated record. Gene Ontology annotation, molecular function: ubiquitin-protein transferase activity; ATP binding; protein kinase activity. NCBI's taxonomy places the organism in Eukaryota, Viridiplantae, Streptophyta, Magnoliopsida, Asterales, Asteraceae. Bases 228 to 2885 code for a protein of 885 amino acids.